CAGAAACAAAAUGGUAGUCGACCAUCAGAAGAGUCUGCACGAGAAAUUGUAUGGAAAAAUUUUUUGAGUUUGCAGAAAAACUCUAACUGGAUAAUAGCUAAUAAUGAGGGAAAAGAGUUAGAUAUAAAUGAGUGGAACCAAAUUGCGCAAAAUCCUCAAAAAUAUGGUUCAAAGUUGAAUACAGAACAAGUACAAUAUAUUCAAUCUUGCUACAAACAACUGGAUGAAGGUGAAAAUCAAGAUUUCCAGGAGUUUGUAACGGAUAUAUUUAUAAUUUUAACAAAUAUUUGGGAACGAAAAGACCUUGAUGAGGGGAUGUGGGAGGCAUUGUUCAUGACACCUUUUAUUGAACUUUUUAAGCAAAAUCAAAAUGCUGGAAGACGUAAAACUACAAAAGGAGAAAAAGGUUUAGAAAGUCCUAGUUUACGUAAGCAAUUGCAAAAGCAGCAAGAAAAAGAAAAUUAUAAUAUAGCAGAUUCAAGAGCUGAAAGCUGGCAUACAGUUAAUAAUCCACAAGACUCAGAUGAUGAGAAGGUUUAUGUUUUAUUACAAAGUAAAAAGUCUGACGUGAAUAAAGAGUCAGAUACAUCAAAAAUCCCGAAAAUACUCUUAUCGAAAAAUAAGCUUGAGGUUACAAAAAUGAAAAAUGUUAAUCAACAGGCUUAUUCGCAAAGUGUAAUUAAAAGCAUUGCAUUUCAUCCAAAUGCACAAAUUGCCAUGACUGCAGGAUUGGAUAAAACAAUGCGCUUAUUUCAGGUUGAUGGUAAAAUUAAUCCAAAAAUUCAAUCAGCUGUACUGAAAGAUCUACCAAUUUAUCAGCAGCGUUCAAUCCAAAUGGAACAGAAAUUAUUGCCGCCGGUCAAAAAAAAAUAUUUUUACAUAUUUAAUAUUGAAACUGGAAUUAUAGACAAAUCUAAUGUUUUGGUCAGCAAUAAAACGAAGCAAUGGGCCUCAAACAUGAAAAUGAAUGGUACAGUUGAUUGGUCUAGUGAUUGCCGAUAUUUAUAUUCAGUUGGAGGGGAUACCAAUGGGAUGCUAGUAUGCGAAGAUGUGUUCAUCGGUUUAGGGAUGAUGGAGGAUUCAAACCUACAAAGAUAUCAUUAUCAAAAAAUGGAAAAUAUUUUGCUAUCGCUAUUGGCGGUCAGUGGACAUGUCCAAUGA
This is a messenger RNA of Scutellospora calospora, 1161 nucleotides long. NCBI's taxonomy places the organism in Eukaryota, Fungi, Glomeromycota, Glomeromycetes, Diversisporales, Gigasporaceae. The record is from the annotation of a GenBank genome assembly.